Molecule: messenger RNA, 1423 nt
Organism: Onthophagus taurus
Lineage: Eukaryota; Metazoa; Arthropoda; Insecta; Coleoptera; Scarabaeidae
Source: RefSeq, a predicted model, not a curated record
AUUAAUUUUCUGUUUAUAGGAAAACUUCGUUCAAAUCUAUUGGGAACACAAUUUACAAUAUUCGACAAUGGUCGGUCACCAAAGAAGGGUCACACCAACGAUACAAUUCCGCGUCAAGAACUGGCCGCCGUAAUUUAUGAUACAAACGUCCUAGGUUUUAAGGGACCUCGAAAAAUGACGGUUUUACUCCCAGGAAUGACUGUGGACCAUCAGCGAGUUACGAUUCAUCCGCAAGACGAUAGCGAGGGAUUGAUCGAAUGUUGGAAAGCGAAAAACGUGGAUAAUUUAAUCGAGUUACAUAAUAAAACACCCGUUUGGAACGAUGACACACAAUCGUACGUGUUAAAUUUCCAUGGGCGAGUGACGCAGGCGUCCGUUAAAAAUUUUCAAAUUGUUCAUGAUAGUGAUCCGGAUUAUAUUGUUAUGCAAUUUGGAAGGGUUGCUGAGGAUGUGUUUACAAUGGAUUAUCGAUAUCCAUUGUGUGCACUUCAAGCGUUCGCAAUUGCGUUGAGUAGUUUUGAUGGAAAAUUAGCUUGUGAGUAGGUUAUUUAUUUAUUUAUUUGGAUUUAAUUCGAAUAAUGUGCCUAUUAUCGAGUAUUGUAAUUAGUUAUUAUGGAGGAGUAUCACUUUAAUUAAUUUUUUGAGUUCUAGUCCGUGUACAAUUUAGAUCUAAAUUUUUUUCUCUUCACUUUAAAGUACAAGAUUUUUUUAGAUUUAAGAAGAAGUACACAUAAAUGUAUUAUUUAAGUUUUUAUAAUUGAUUUGUAAGUUAUUUUGACAAAAUUAGCUUAGUUAUUUUUCCUAAGGAGAGUGCCUAAGGCCCCAAAAAUCAUAUUAUUUAACUAUAUUAAUUGUUUUACUUGAUUCUGGUAUUAAGGAUAUUGAUCCAAAGAUAUACAAAAAAAUGAAGAUGCUCAGUUUUUCGAAACUUAUCCGUCUGAUUAUCAAAAAGAAAAUGCACCUUGUUUGCUGUGAUCACAAUUUACAUUGAUUUAAAAUUUAAAUCGAUAUAUAGUUUUAUAAUAAAAACGUUAAAUAUUUUUCACUAAAAUAUGGGUGUAUAUCGAUAAACGUGUUCAAAAAAUAUUGAUAGAUCAAAAUAUUUACGAAAAAAGAAGUUAAUUAAGAUUUAAUAAAUGUGUAUAUCUGCUCAUCAAUAUAAACAAGAUAUAACAAUCAGUAUUCAAAAUGUACUUGUAUAAUUGUGUAUAUUAGCCAAGAAGCUAAAAGAAAAUAAAAUACUAUUUAAUAAAACAGGAACGUUCUGAAAUAUAUCUUCUCGAAUAUGUUAUAAAAUAAUAAUGUAACAUAAAAAAUGGAAUUUAUUGAAACACUAAGUGCAUUUAUUUUCGUUAGAUAUUACGAAGUUCAUCUGCUACUUUUGUAUUGUCUUAAUUAAAUAGAAUAAAGAUUUUCACUUCAA